AUGAAUGGUGAAGAGGAAAUAUGGGAACAACUAGACAGAGAACUUGACCACUGUGUUGUGGAUAUGAAGCCUUAUGUUCUAAAGCUGCAGCAGAGCUCAGAAAGGCAAAGAUGUGCACUGUGGAUUAAAAAGCUGUGUGAGCCCUCGGGAGCAGGCACAGGAGUGGGGGGAAGGAAGAACCGGAACCUUCAUGCAAAACUUCUGCUGCACAUGCUGAAGCGAGGUGUCCUGGAGGGUCCUUUUGCACAGAAACCAGAACCAGGAAGACUGAAAACUUUACCUUCUUACAUGUCAAUUUAUUUUGAUGAACCAAGUUCAAGAAGUGUACGGACUAGUAGCCCAGACUGCUUACCUGACUGGGUAGUGGGAGAGCUAGGAAACAGUGAAUCUAAGCAUGAGGAAUCAUGGAAGACAUCUUCUAAAGAGGAGUCAUUUUUAGCAACACCACUUACAUAUGGGGAAAAGCUCAAGCAUAAUGAGAAGCCAGAAUUAAGAUCACAUUCUAGGAGUCCUCCUCCCCGGACAGAUGAAGAUAGCCUUGCCACACCAUCAUCUGACCAUCAUCAUAAAAAACCCAUUUCCUUGGAUGACAGUGACCUGGAAGCACGUCUGCAUAGUUGGAAUCUUGGGUUGGAAAAUCCAAGAUACUUGCGGGAAAAACCAGUGCCAGUGACUUUGAUGACACCCAAAAUUGGCCUAGGAAAAAGCAGCAGCUUCCGUGAUCAACAGGCACAACUUCGAAUGUAUGAAAAAGAGCUGCAGAUAAAAAUGAAAGUGGCAGAAGGGAAAUUUCAUGAAGAGAAGCUUACAUUACAGCAGAAGCAUGAUGCAGAAGUUCAAAAGUUGGUAAGUACAAAAGACUGUAAUGAAGUUCACCAAUUAUUUACCAUCUACAAAACCAAACAAAACGAAGCUGAAGAGAUGAUAAGAAAGCUGCAGAAAAAAGUUGAGAUCGUUGUUCGUGAGUUACAAGUCGUCAGGGAAGCGAAAGAGAAGCAGAUUGAGGAACUAAAGAAAAUGUGUGAGCAAAGCAAUGAAUCUUUGAACAAUGAGUGGGAGAAAAGGCUUCACAAUUCUGUGGCUGAGAUGGAGAAGAAGAAUUUUACUAUUCAGAAGCAGCACACGGAAAACAUGCAGCAACUGCUUGAGGACACCACUGGUCGCCUGAGGAAGAUGGAGGAAGAUUAUUUGGAACAGCUAAAUUCAACUAACCAGACUGUCAAAGAACUGGAGGCUCGUGUCCAGCAGUUGACUGUGGAGGUUGAAAACAGUAAUUUGCAGCGUCAAAAGUUAUCUCAGGAAAAGACUGAGGCAGAACAGCGUUGCCAGACGUUGGGCUCUGAACUCCAGGCAUUGAAAGCAAGGUACAGCUCUCUUCAGAAAGACAAGGACCAUGUUAGACAGGAAUAUGAGGACAACAUUCAACAACUGCAAAGUAAAUAUGAUGCAGAAAUAAACUUUAUAAAGCAGGAACAUGCUCACUCUGCAGCUAAGGCAUCUGACAGGAUUACAGAGUUGCAGAGCAGUGUGUCUCUCUUAAAACAGCAGCUUCAAGAUGCAGAAGAUAAAAGGCAAAAACAGCUGAGAGACCAAGAAUACAAGUUUCAAGAGGAAAAACAUAACCUGGAACGUGCAUCUGAAAAGCAGAUUCAUGACCUCAGAAGUGGUGUUGAGAAGGAAAGAGAGGAUGCUCAAAAGAAAAUUCGUAGGCUGGGAGAGUCUUUGAAGGAGAAGGAGGAGCAGCUGACUCGGGUGACAGAGGUACAGAGGCUGCAGGCCCAGCAGGCAGAUGCUGCCCUGGAGGAGUUUAAGCGGCAGGUGGAGCUGAAGUCAGAAAAAGUCUAUGCUGAAAUGAAACAGCAGAUGGAACAGGUUGAAGCAGAUCUAAGCAGAUCAAAAUUGCUCAGGGAAAAGCAAUCCAAGGAAUUCUCCCGGCAACUGGAAGAGGUCAAGCAAAGAUAUGAGCAACAGAUAGUGGAGCUGAAGCUGGAGCGUGAACAGGAGAAGACGCACCUAUUCCAGCAGCACAAGGCAGAGAAGGACUGUCUGGUCCGAGACCAUCAACGGGAGAUGGAGAAGCAGGAGAAGCAGCUUCGCGCUGCCAUGGCACAGCUAGAGAGUACAACUCAAGAAUGCAGGCAACAGGACGGCCAGGUAAUGAUCAAUAAUAGGCAGCAGCUGCACAUCAGGGAACAAAGUCUGCAGUGGGAUGCUCAGAGGAAGCAGCAGCUGCUGGAGCUGAGGCAUCAGUGGGAAGAGGAGAAGCAGAGGGCAGCUCAGGACCAUGAGGCUGAAGUGACUAAGCUGAAAGCAGAGGCAGAAAUAAUGACACUACACCUGAAAAAGCUACAUGCCCUAGAAAUGGAGAAGGCUGUGGACAAGGCAAACAGCCGGCUGAAGCAGACUGAGGAGGAGUGCAGCCAGAAGCUGGCCAAGUCCUCACAGGUCAUAGCUGAACUUAAGAAAACCCUUUCCUCUCUGAGCGAGGAGCGCGGCCGGCAGCAGCGCGCGGCGGAGCAGCGGCUCCAGGAAGUUGUACAGAAGUUUGAAGAUAAGAAGCAGCAGCUGAUUACAGAUAAUGACAGAGCAAUCAAGGCCCUACAAGAUGAGGUGGACACCUACCGCGUCCAGGCACAGGCUGCCGAGAAGCUGCUGCGGCGCCGGGAGCUGGAGGUCCAGGAGCAGGUAAUCCUUAUACGACAAGAAUAUGAAGCCACACUCAAAGGUCUGUUGCCAGCAUCUUUGAGACAGGAACUUGAAGACACCAUUUUAUCUUUAAAAUCUCAGGUGAACAUUCUGCAGAACAGAGUUUCUGUGCUGCAGGAAGAGCCACGCCAAAAGGUGCGCCAUUACCUUUGA
Chaetura pelagica (chimney swift) is the source of this 2859-nucleotide messenger RNA. It is a transcript of the gene CEP112, whose product is annotated as centrosomal protein 112kDa. The transcript is spliced from 27 exons. Bases 1 to 2859 code for a protein of 952 amino acids. NCBI's taxonomy places the organism in Eukaryota, Metazoa, Chordata, Aves, Apodiformes, Apodidae. The record is from RefSeq and is a predicted model, not a curated record.